Messenger RNA from Patiria miniata (bat star), 3053 nucleotides. RefSeq names its product tetratricopeptide repeat protein 33-like. Gene Ontology annotation, molecular function: protein binding. The record is from RefSeq and is a predicted model, not a curated record. The transcript is spliced from 5 exons. Lineage: Eukaryota; Metazoa; Echinodermata; Asteroidea; Valvatida; Asterinidae. Bases 154 to 843 code for a protein of 229 amino acids.
CAGAAUAACGUACAAUUGUGCUCAAAAAUCGUUGGGUGCCGAGUUAAAUUCGUUUUAAUCGGAUCUUCGGAAGUGUUUACAUUACAUGUCAUGUGUAAAAUGUUUGUUGUGACCGCACGAUCGUAAAAUGUCCAACAGUCCAUCUACAAUAAAAUGACUUCCUUUGGCUGGAAACGGAAGGCAGGAGACAAUGUUUCCAAGUCAGCAGCCACUACAUUUCAAGAGGUCACAGGUCAGCAAGACCCUGACGGGGUAGAGAGUGAUGUUUCGCUGUCCCAUUGGGGGCAGGUUGCCAAGCAACGGAAGGUCAUCUUGUUGGAGGAUGCAAAAACCAAGAGCAAGAGACUUAAAGAUGAAGGAAGUAUCUUGGCUGAGGCAGAAAGGUAUUGGGAGGCAAUCACAAAAUGGGAUGAAGCUCUCCAACUUACCCCUGAUAGUGAAAACAUCUUAGAUAUGAAAGCACAGGCCUUACUUAUUCUUCAUGAGGUAUUCCCAGCAGUACAGACUGCUGUGUCAGCUGUCAAGUUAAACCCAAGAUGGUGGGCAGCUCAUCAAACACUUGGGAGAGCACAACUUGGACUUGGAGAAAUUAAAAUGGCAGUAUCAAGUUUUUCCAAGGCCAUUCACCUGAACCCAUGUGACAAUGAAUUGUGGGAAGAGGACUUGAAAUGGGCAUGUUCCUUACUCAGAGAAAAACAAAGGAUGAACUUAGACACAAAAGGAGAAGACAAUCUGGUCAGUGGUAGAUCCAGUCAGAAAACAAUUACCAGAGCAACAAGUGAAGAGGAUGAACAAACUGAAGAACAGUCAGAGGAAUGUGAGGCAGCUGUUCAAACGACGUGACAAAUCUUUAAUUGGAACAAGAACAAUUCAUGCACCAUUUUAAACCUAAGUUCCUUCAGAAGAGUAUUUUUCAGUGUAUCACAACUGCUGCUGAGAGCACGGACUACAGGUAAUAAACUUCUUGGUGACCAGGUGGAGCCGUCUUGGUGACCUGGUCAUUCAUCUUAGGGACUAGGUCAGCCAACUUGGUGACCGAGUCAGCCAUCUUGGUGACCAGGUCAGCCAUCUUGGUGACCAGGUCAGCCAUCUUGGGGACUAGGUCAGCCAUCUUGGUGACCGGGUCAGCCAUCUUGGGGACUAGGUCAGCCAUCUUGGUGACCAGGUCAGCCAUCUUUUGACCAGGUCAGCCAUCUUGGUGACCAGGUCAGCCAUCUUGGGGACUAGGUCAGCCAUCUUGGUGACCGGGUCAGCUAUCUUGGUGACCAGGUGGAGCCGUCUUGGUGACCGGGUCAGCCAUCUUGGUGACCAGGUCAGCCAUCUUGGUGACCAGGUCAGCCAUCUUGGGGACUAGGUCAGCCAUCUUGGUGACCGGGUCAGCCAUCUUGGUGACCUGGUCAGCCUUGUGCCUCUGAUAUAUUAUUGGUUGUCUUGCAGUGCACCAUGACAAAUGUUCAUAGCUGUAGAACUGUAGCUAUAUCUGUACGACACAUCCAAUUUGAUAUUUAAAUUAGGCUCACCCGUAGGUCGAUUUGAUAAUUGAUGCACUGGCUGGUAUCAGAUUUUAGAGGCUGUCCACAAUAAUCUGCCAUUUUGAGUCUAUACUUGCACUGCUUAUAAAUAGGUUGCAUAUUGUUCCGUUUUUUAUUUUAUUUUAAUUUCCUUUAAAAUUGUGAGUUUGUUCUUUGUUGUGUUGUCAGCUUCUUUGCUGUGUUGUUUGAUUGUAUUAAAAUGUAUGUGAAUAAAGUUACACAUACACCCAGUCAUCACACACCAUUGAUGGUAUCAUUGUAUGAUUAUGCAUAUGACUUCUACAUUACAUUGUUUCUUUUAGGUGAUUUACCUGUGCAAGGUCAAUGACCUGUCUAUAUUAUGAGGCAGUGCCUUAGGCAUGCGUGUUACUGCAUUCAUAUUUUGUUUUACACUGAUCAGCUUUCCCCUGCACACCUUGUGGUAGCGGCAGGCUCCUACCUUACCUAAAACACAUACAACAGGCUUCAGGCAAUAUUAUCCCUGGCCUCUAUUUUGCAUGCAAGUUUCACCUUUUUUAAUGGGCGUGAUGGAGGGACGGGAAUGAGAUGCAGCUUGUACAGUGUACAUAAUAGGACGAGUUUGGACAUACGGUCAUCAGGCUGUUUUAGCUAUGUAUUAUAAUGAUGUUGAGGAUAGACAAAUCGUCAACCAAAGAUAUGCAUUCAUUGUCCAGUGAAAUAAGGGCAUAGGCCAAGACCUUUUUUUACGCUGAAGCCAUUUUCGAUCGUGUUCCCUGAAUCUAUUUUACAAAUUGUAACUGUUGAAUGGGAUGGUACCAGACUAAAUUAUAACUGGAGUCAUGGUAGGUGCCAAGCCUCGAUUUCAUUUUUUUAAUUAAUGUGGCUUAAAACAUUAGGAUAUGUUUAAUUACAAAUGUUAAAUUAUAAACUGGUGUUACCUUGUAAUACAUUUUUAAUUCAUUGCUUUCAUUUCUACUUGCAAGUUCCAAAAAUGAAGAAUUUACCUCGCUUUCAAUUUAAUAUGGCUGAUUCCCUCCCCAACCAUUGGUGAACUGUGUUACUAUAAUAGUUCUCAAACCUUUUAUUGUAAGAACACAUUAUGAAGCAGCCGGGCCAUCAUUAAUUUACACUCUAGCCCAUCUUUCCAAAUCUUAAUUGGAUUUUCAAUCCCAGUCAUAAGGAAAUUAAUAAGGCGGUCAUCUAUAUUGCGGAUGGACUCUGUUAGUGACUAUUUGCGAUUGGUUAGCGCUAGUGGGGUGCACUUUAUUAAUAUUUGAAGAACAUUGUCCUUAAUCAUUUGAUUCUCACAAUAAACACUGGCUGUUUGUAGAGAGCAUUCAAUUAACGGUCGAGCGGGAAAAAGCUCUGAGCAGACCACUGUAGCAUUAUGUAGGUCUACAUCUUAUAGAUGUACGAGUUUUAAUUGCUUGAUAGAACUGUGUACGCAUGAUAGAAAUGUGUUUUGACAAGGUUUUUUUUACGGUGUUUUUUUUCUAUUCGUGCGAAAUAGUAAGGGAUCAGGGACCAGAUGAAUAAACGAUAUAUUAAUAUUGAGUUUUA